Saprolegnia parasitica CBS 223.65 is the source of this 1125-nucleotide messenger RNA. RefSeq lists its product as hypothetical. The transcript has a single exon. NCBI's taxonomy places the organism in Eukaryota, Oomycota, Saprolegniomycetes, Saprolegniales, Saprolegniaceae. Bases 49 to 1086 code for a protein of 345 amino acids. The record is from RefSeq and is a predicted model, not a curated record.
GUUCAAGUUCCAAUCGACCACAACAAUCGACAACAACAACUACUCACAAUGCACCUCCGCUACCUGCUUCUUCUUCUCUCGGGCGCGACGCUUGGCCUCGCCUGCUCACGUCUCAGCGAUGCCUCGAACCCAAUGAACCGAACGCUCUCCGAUGUACCGUAUAUGGACGCGAUAUCGCUCCGUACAAGCUACGACAGGUGUCUUGGGUCCGUCGACAUCACGGCGCUCAUGAACGGGCUGCUUGGCGCCGCGACGGCUGAGCCCACGUGUCAGCGCGCGAUCGCCGACCUCGUGCCGAUGUACUCCGAAUAUAUAUGGACAUCCAGUGGCAGCUCCGGCGACGGGUCUGCUAUGGACGACGCACUCGAUUUUACAAACGCCAAGGCGCAGAAGCUCUGCACAACGCUCCUCAACGUCGUCCCGUGCCUCGAAAAGGCGAUCGUGCCCUUCGUGCUAAAGACGAUCAAUGCCGGCGGCUGCUGCACUGCCGCACUCAGUGAUCUGGCGACGGACUUUGGCGCGCCAAUCGACGUCGUCGUUGCGACGCUCGUGCGGGAUCUGGGCAAUGUGUUGUGCUCGACGCAGUCGCCCGGUUUUUUCAACCAAGGCAACCAGACGUGUGCGUAUGCAUUAGCCCAGAGCGUGCUCCACGCAGCGGUACCAGUCGGUCGCCUCGUCGAGGCCGUCGCUCAGUUGCCGACGAGUGAGGCGUGCAAGGCUCUUGUCGCCAAUGCUCCGUUCCAGAUGACGCAGUGGCGUGCGAUGACGCCCCUCUUUACGGCGCCGUACUUGCCGUCGACGUGCGUCCAACCAAUUGACGCGCUCAUUAGCGGGGUCGCCCGCUGGCCUUGGAUCCAGACCACGGAUAUGUCGAAAAUGCUAAGCGCUAGCAGCUGCCUCUCGAAUCCAGAGGAGGCGUCUCAGUGCUUGCAUCUCGCGAGCGGGUUUGCGAGCACGUGCACGUACACAACGUCGCUCCAGCUCUUCACGCAGGCGUUGGCUCCGACAAAGUCGUCGUCGUCCGGAAGUACUACGGUGUCGUCUGUCGCCCUCAUCAUUCUCUCGAUCCUCUACUUUUACUUGUAAACCCUAAACUGCGAGAUAUAUACAAAACUGUAUAAGACC